AUGUCUGGUCCUUUGAAUAGAACAUCGCUUGAGCUCUACCGUGACUGCAUGAGGUUGGUUCGACACCUUGCACCAGGUCAUUCACCGAAGGGAACCGCCCUGAGACAGAUGGUCCGAUCCCAAUUCCAAGCAAACCGUUAUGAGAAGGAUCCCACCAUUAUUGAGGCCAAGAAGGCUGAUGCUGUCCGAGCACUUUCGAAUUACAUGCUGUAUCAAUCGGCUCAAAAGGAUACUCAGCUGCAGAAUGCAAUGAAGGACCAAGUAAAGAACAUAAAAAAAGAGAACGAAGACGAGGAUAAGCGAUAA
Molecule: messenger RNA, 306 nt
Organism: Cylindrotheca closterium
Lineage: Eukaryota; Bacillariophyta; Bacillariophyceae; Bacillariales; Bacillariaceae
Source: the annotation of a GenBank genome assembly